Neoarius graeffei (lesser salmon catfish) is the source of this 1290-nucleotide messenger RNA. RefSeq names its product polymeric immunoglobulin receptor-like. NCBI's taxonomy places the organism in Eukaryota, Metazoa, Chordata, Actinopteri, Siluriformes, Ariidae. The transcript is spliced from 4 exons. Bases 1 to 1251 code for a protein of 416 amino acids. The record is from RefSeq and is a predicted model, not a curated record.
AUGAAGAUCCUCCUCAUCUUCACCCUCUGCCUGAUCUCAGGUAAAGAAACGCACUUCAAAAUAAUCCUUACUAUCAGCAGCAGUGUUACAGGAAGGAAGGUUUUGCUCAGAUGGAUGUUUGGUGUUUUGUUAGAUGGAGGAGCCUCCAAGGAAGUAACAGGAUAUUCAGGAGGAGGAGUCCUUAUCAAGUGCGAGUACAAUGCAGAAUAUAUCAAAAACCUAAAAUAUUUCUGUAAGGGUUUGCCAAUAGGCUGUAAUUUCCAAAUAAAGACAGGAGAUAAAAACGAGUGGGUAAACUCAGGAAGAUUCUCACUGUUUGAUGACGCCAAAUCAGCAGAGUUCUGGGUGAUGAUCAGAGAGCUCACUGUACAGGACACUGGGACGUACCAGUGCGGAGUUGAUCAACUGGGAAUAGAUGUUUACACACCUGUGGAACUGAAGGUAAAGGAAGGUGCCAUGAGCACUAGAGAAGUGAGUGCAUAUGCAGGGACAAGAAGCAACAUCAAGUGCAGAUAUGAGGAUGAAUACAAAUCCGAAAAAAAAUCUUUCUCGAAGAUGGAGACAGAUCAGUGGGGUUUUAAACACAUAAGUACACAUCCCAACAGUGAAUGGGCACAUGAUGGCAGAUUCUCAGUUCAUGACAACAGAAGUGCAGGAUUCUUCAGUGUGUUUAUCAGAGAGCUGAUUACGGAGGACACUGGAACAUAUUCGUGUGCUGUUGUUUUGCCGGAUGAAACUGAGAUCUACACUGUAGUGAAGCUGAAUGUAGCAGAAGAUAUUUCUUUUGAGAAGUCCAUCAGCGAGACUGUCCAUGUCGGAGAAGAUUUGACUGUCAGCUGUAAAUACCCAGAAUCCCUCAGGAAUGCCUCAAAGUUUUUCUGUAAGAGGCCUAAAUUGGCUGCGUGUUUAUAUGACGCAGUUGUUCCAGAAAGUAGAAAAUCUGUGAAUAAUGGGAAAUCCACCCUGUAUGAUGACUGGGAAAAACAAAUCUUCACUGUGAGCAUGAAAGAUGUGACUGAGCAGGACUCUGGUGAAUACUGGUGUGGAGCUGAAGUCGCCUGGACAACUGAUCAUGGAUACAAGGUUUAUUUCACACAGAUCAACCUGACAGCUACUGGAUUUUCCAUAGUUCCCAUUGUCAUCACUGUGUGUUCAAGUCUGCUGGUACUUCUGAUUGGAAUCUCAUUCCUUAUUGUGGCUCUCCGAAACAGAUGCAAGUACACACACCUACGCAUACACACAUGCAUAUAAACAAGCAUACUGAGACCAUCAACAAAGUCACGAUGUCAC